UUUUUCAACUUUUUGAACUAACGCCUUAAAGGAGGGAGGAGAACAUCUCAAAAUAUCGAAAAUUUGAAAUUUGACAUUUUGUGAUUUUUUCAUGUUUUAGCUGCAUCUGGGUUUCGAAAUAUGACACGUAGGAUGCUAUUUACAUUUGUCAGGGAGUCAGAAGGUAUUAAUAUAACAGAAAAAUGCAAAAAACUUGAAGGAUACAUCUUUAACUUUGGACCAUUUUCUGAUGAGGAUGAAAUAAAAGUAAAACGAGAAAUUCGUCGGUUGAAGUCUAAAAUUGUAUCAAAAUGGAAAAAGUCACAUGCUAUAUGGGAUAAAUUCGAAAAGAAUAAUAAAGGAUGGCUGAAUGGAAUCAUUUCACUUCCUAAACCUCUGGGCUCGUCCUCUCAAAGAGUUGGCUGUCCAAAAACAAAGUUCUAUGAUGUGAGUGAAAGAACCAAGAGAAGAAAAACGGAAAUUUUGAGAAGAGACAAUAACCUGGAAGAACUUACUUUUGCAACUCAAGUAAAAUUAGCUAAUGAAGGGAAACGUGAUGCUUCUCUCGUGCUGAAAGAAAUCACUUCUACACCCAAACGAGCCACUGCCUAUAAAAAAGCGUUCAGUGCAAGUAAAUCCAAAGAGAAGGUACAACUAACACCGCAACAAGCGUUAUCAAUGUUCAUCGAAGCAGACUUAUCAAAGAGGCAGUACGAAAUCAUAAGAAGUUAUAAUCCAUCUAUGUAUCCAUGCUACAGUAAGAUCCAAGAAGUCAAAAAAGAGUGUUACCCCGACAAAGAAUCUAUUACUGUCACCGAAACUUUAGCAGAUAUUAAGCUUCAGAAUUUGAUGGAUCACACUGUAUCCAGAUUACUGACAGAUCUUUACGAAGUAGUAAAACGCUUGACGAAGAAGAAAGAAAUGCCUUGGAACUCAUAUGUAAAUGGGGAUGCGAUGCAGCGCAACAAGCGCAAUUCAACCAAAAAUUUGUAUGUGACUCCGACAUGAACGCUAACUUGUUCCAAAGCUCACUUGUCCCUUUACGGCUUAUUUGUUCCUUAAAUGGAAAAAUACUAUGGCAGAACCCCACUCCUUCAUCUCCUCGUUAUUGCCGCCCAAUCAGGCUGAGAUUUAUAAAAGAAACCGCAGAUGUGAUAAGAGAAGAAAUAUCAUAUAUCAAAGAUGCUUUAAAAAAUUUGAACAAAACGAAAGUCCAAAUGAAAGAAAAUAUUGCUUGCGAGGUAUCGCAUACAAUAAUGUUGACCAUGGUCGAUGGAAAGGUGUGCAACUCUCCAAAUGAAAGAAAAUAUUGCUUGUGAGGUAUCGCAUACAAUAAUGUU
Messenger RNA from Anthonomus grandis grandis, 1319 nucleotides. RefSeq lists its product as uncharacterized. The coding region runs from base 121 to 987 and encodes 288 amino acids. The transcript has 3 exons. NCBI's taxonomy places the organism in Eukaryota, Metazoa, Arthropoda, Insecta, Coleoptera, Curculionidae. The record is from RefSeq and is a predicted model, not a curated record.